UAGGAUGUCCCUCCGAGACAUUCUUUCCUGAGAGCCGCUAAGUGAUGAAGGCACCUGAGGAAUAUAGCGACCAACUGCGAAGCGCCGGGGGUGACAUUUGCACCAACAAACAAUAAAGAGAUCAACUGGAGGAGAGAUUCUUCCUUUAGAAACGUAGAGGGGAGAUUCGAAGAAGAGGAAAAACCCCAGUGGAGUUCCAUGGAACAGGUCGCACCCAGCCUCGAGCGCUGCCUGUGUGCCAGAGAUGCCCUGACAGCGCGCGCAGUGUGUUCAGAGCGAGCGUGCGCCUUGUCCCGACAGGAUGACUAGCGGACGGACGUCGCCUGUUGCUCUCCGGGAAAUAAGAAACACGGAUCCAAUCUUGAGGACAUGAAGCGUGAAUGGAAUAUUUUCAGUCCAUCCGAAAGGGGUUUACACCCUGCUUGAGGCGCGCGGCGGCAGUGAUGGAUUACUUUUUCCGGCGAAAGAGACUUUUUAAGACUCUCUUAACUUUAGCCUUUGUUUUUGCCAGUCUGCUGAUGAUACAAAAAUUAAAAGUGCUGGAGAGUAAUAUGAAAGAGUUGGGAGUGAGACCGGGUGUGAAAAGCACUUGGUGCGGACCUGAGUGCCAAUUAUCGAAGGGGAAGCGGUCCGACAACCAUCGGUCUCCCGCUGGAAAUUACUCGCUCCUGGCUCAGGCUGAGGGCUCGGAUGAUCCUCAUCAUGUUGUCGCUACUAAACCAAGUCCGACGUCCUGGGAUGUGAAUGUUAUUAACUGUACAGAGGACCAUACGGUGCGGAGCAAAGACUGGUUUCGACGACUGGACCCGAGGUUUCACCAGUUUGUGCUGCACAGACACUGUCGAUAUUUCCCCAUGCUCCUGGACCACCCGGAGAAGUGCCGAGGUGGGGACGUGGACCUACUGAUGGUGGUCAAGUCGGUCAUCGAGCAACACGACAGGCGGGAUGCUGUGAGGAAGACGUGGGGCAAAGAACAGGUCAUCAAUGGCAAAAGAAUUAAGACUUUGUUUCUUCUUGGCACGCCAUCCACAGGUAAGGAUGCUAAAAACCUGCAGAAGUUGGUGGAAUUCGAGGACAAAAUAUAUGGAGACAUUUUGCAAUGGGAUUUCAUGGACACAUUCUUUAACCUGACACUAAAGGAGGUGAAUUUCCUCAAGUGGUUCCACAUUCACUGCUCCCAGGUGCAGUUCAUCUUCAAAGGGGACGAUGACGUGUUUCUGAACCCAGACAACCUGGUGGAAUUAAUAGGCUUUAGAGCAGACGAGGGAAAAGUGGAGAACCUGUUUGUGGGGGACACAAUCGCAAAGGCCAUACCCAUCCGCAACCGCCAAAGUAAAUACUACAUCCCCAAAGAGUUGUUUGAUAAGCCCUAUCCACCAUAUGUGGGAGGGGGAGGCUUCCUGAUGUCAGCGGCGUUGGCCCGGAGACUGUUUGUGGUGUCCGAGGGCCUGGAGCUCUAUCCGAUUGACGACGUGUUUCUGGGGAUGUGUUUGCAACGGCUGCACCUCGCACCAGAGAUGCACCCGGGCUUCAAGACGUUCGGCAUCAUGAAGCACCGGCGCAACAGCCGGAUGAACAGCGAGCCCUGCUUCUUCCGUAACCUUAUAGUCAUCCACAAGCUCACCCCGCAGGAGCUGAUGAGGAUGUGGGAGAUAGUUACGAAUGAGAACCUCAUAUGCGCUAAAAGGACUGUGUUGUGAAUGUGAAGGUAUGGGGAAAGUAAACCAAAGGGAAUAAUGAUGAUAGAAGGGUACUUGAAUAGGCCUGGAUGAUAUAUUUGACCUAUGAAGGGCUUGGAUAUAAUCUGUAAGUGCUCCAAAUGACACUGUCCAUCACAGAGUAGCACCUGCCACUGCGCGCGCUUGUGAGGAUUCUGAAGUUAUGGAUAGCUUACUGCGCACGAGCAUGUGAUCAUAGGCCUCGUAGACACGACCUGAAUACGCCAGUGAAAAUCAAACGUUGUGUAAAGUACUCAAAACACUGUGAAAUGCUCUCUCUCUCUCUCUCUCUCUCUCUCUCUCUCUCUCUCUCUCUCUCUCUCUCUGAAUAUAGUGUCAUUAUUGGCCACGAGGACAAUAACUGAAGGGCUGGGCACGUGCUGAAAUGGCAGAUUGCCCUACCCCCAUAUAAGCUACAGAAAAAGAGAAGAGUGAGUUUGGAAAAUGACCCAAAUUGCCCUGGAAAAUACACAAACGACGACUUGUUCAUCCUUUAAGGGUCCAAGGGACAUAGGCCAUGUGGCACGGUCAAAACAAACCAAAGAAGACUCAUCUCUCGCGCCAUGAUAAAACCACUGCGCCAUGGGUUAAACUGUUAGGCUACUGGACUGUGUACGCAUUGACCUCUGUGCGAGUAUGGUGGUAUCGGCAAAUAAAUGUAUUUUUUUCUGUACACGUUUUGUUUGUGAAUUUGAAUUUUACAUUUAUUCUUCUCUAGGCCUUGAGGGAAAA
Molecule: messenger RNA, 2450 nt
Organism: Engraulis encrasicolus (European anchovy)
Lineage: Eukaryota; Metazoa; Chordata; Actinopteri; Clupeiformes; Engraulidae
Gene: b3gnt7l
Product: UDP-GlcNAc:betaGal beta-1,3-N-acetylglucosaminyltransferase 7, like
Exons: 1
Coding region: 381-1700 (439 amino acids)
Cellular component (GO): Golgi membrane
Molecular function (GO): hexosyltransferase activity; UDP-glycosyltransferase activity
Source: RefSeq, a predicted model, not a curated record